Molecule: messenger RNA, 3498 nt
Organism: Cryptococcus deneoformans JEC21
Lineage: Eukaryota; Fungi; Basidiomycota; Tremellomycetes; Tremellales; Cryptococcaceae
Exons: 8
Coding region: 139-3318 (1059 amino acids)
Biological process (GO): cytoskeleton organization
Cellular component (GO): cell division site; cytoplasm; mitotic actomyosin contractile ring, proximal layer
Molecular function (GO): phospholipid binding; protein binding
Source: RefSeq, a predicted model, not a curated record
ACAUCGCCACUCCAUCUUACAUCUUGGCUGGUAUCUAAGCCGAGUAGAAGUUAUUCGCGACCAUUUAUAACGAUAUUUAACGGACACCUUUUAGUUCAAGCCCGUUUCAAGACGUAGAAUCCAUUCGAUACAGCCGAAAUGGCACAAUCUAUAGAGCCACUCCGCUCGCAGUCCUCGACAUCACUGUACAAGCUAUACAAUGGACCAAACGGCGGUAUCAACAGCAAUCAAAUUGCUGAAGAAGAAUUGCAAGAUCCGAGAUUGAAUUACUGCAAUGCUUUUUGGGGACCGGGGGAUAGAGGGUUCGAUGUUAUCAUGGCGAGACUGAGAGGAGCAGGGCGGACGGUUGAGGAAUUGAGAGCAUUCUGGAAGGAACGCGCUGCUAUUGAGGACGAGUACGCGAAAAAGCUUAACAAGCUGUCUCGUUUCUCCUUGGGUAAAGAUGAAAUUGGUGAUCUGGCAGAUUCUCUCCAACAUUUGCUCUCUGAAACAGCUCAGCAAGCAUCCUACCAUUCGUCAUUGAGUAACGAAAUACGCCAAACUGUGGAAAAUCCCUCGGCAGAACUGGGCAUGCGGAUGUCAAACUUGAAGAAGGGUCUUCAGGCAGCGGUGGAGAAAGCGCAUAAGAACAAGGGGUUGCAAGAAGGUCACGUACAAAAGGCCCGAGAUCGAUACGAGCAAGACUGUCUCAAGCUCAACUCUUACACCGCUCAAUCUUCACUCACUCAAGGCAAGGAAUUGGAGAAGUUGCAUACCAAAUUGGACCGAGUAAGGCAGACGAUUGGAUCGAACGAAAACGACUUUAGGCAAUUUGUGAAGGUAUUGGAAGUAACCCAUCAGAAGUGGGAGCAAGAAUGGAAGAACUUCUGUGACCAUGUACAAGACCUCGAAGAAGACAGAAUGGCGAUCACAAAAGAUCUUAUGUGGGUCUAUGCCAAUGCUGUGUCGCAAGUGUGCGUUGAAGACGACAGUUCAUGUGAGCGGAUUAGAGAGAAGCUUGAGCAGUUUGAGCCAAUCAACGACAUCGUUAACUUUGCCAAGGGAUGGGGUACUGGUGAUAUGAUUCCUGAUCCCCCUCGUUUCAUCAACUAUUCUGCCGGGGAAUCUUAUCCUACCCAAGCCACAUUUCAUGUCGCACAAUUUAUGCGAAUUUCGGCCAAGCCUCCUAUGCCAAUCGCCUCUCGCGAAUCGACUAGGGAAAUACAGCGAGAGCAGACUCCUGAACCGGAGCUGGAGCCGCAACCAACAACUGAGCCGCAGCCUGAGAUUGCAAAGGAGCGAGAGCAGCCAUCAGCCAAGUCGGGUGUCAAUGGUAUCUCUGAUGGUUUGAUUAGAACUACGCUGAAAGACGGACCAGUCUCCGCUCCAACUGCGCUUGAACCAGAAGCCCCCAAAGUUCCAUUCGGUGGAGUUGCCCUUCCCGGAAUGUCAGCCACCUCCCCUGCUUCUCAAGGCGACUCUUCAAAGUAUAACCCUACGCCUCCACCUCCUGUUCCGGCUAUCUUGACUAUGCCCGAGCCGCGUGUCCCCUCACGUCAAGGACCUCCUUCACCUAGGAAGAAUAUCAAUGACGAAGAAGACCCUAUGGCAAAGGCAUUGGCCGAUCUGCGUCGGGACCCUCCACCUCCUGGAAGCGUCAGGCGUAAUGCAUCUCACAGGCGAGCAGAGAGUGCGGUAUCUGCUGCUGGGUCUGUGAGAAGCAGCAUGUAUGGCCAUGGAAUCAAGUCUCCAGUUUCUCCUGCCCCUAACCGCAUGUCGUUCCAGCAGAAUGCUCCCGCCCAAUCACGAUCUCCACCUAUCGAUUCGACCCUCUCUCCUCCCCCUGGAGGCCAUACGGCCGCCGCUCUCGCCAAGUCCAUGGACGAAUUCCGACAACAAUCAUCCCGCGGACCUGAAAGCAAGCGCCAAAGCGUCAAUUACUCCAACUUCGCAGAUGAUGUUGUCGGCUCUCACCCUACCUCUCGACCUACUACGCCUUCCUUCCAUCCCGCCUCCCCUCGGGCACCUUCACCCGCGAUGAUGCAAGCUCCCAAACAGCCGGCGACCCAUAUUGCAGAUGAGGUCCUUUCGCAGUACCAUCAAGCCUUCCCUGGUGAACGUGAGACGAGAUCAAGGUCUCGUGCUGGCUCCAUCAUGUCCAAUGUUUCUAGAAACUCAUAUAUUGAGCAGCAACAGCAUCAACAAGCUCCCCCGUCACCUGGUGUUCAGCCUAGACGAGGGUUCGUUGGCAUAGGAGCUGGCAAUGCCGCACGGAGCCCGAGCCCGCAACCUCCUGUCUUCCAUUCACCGGAUCCUAGCCCUGUCAUAACUUCUGGUACAUUGGGGCCUCAAAAUUUGGGUAUCUCUUUGGAUGCCAAGGGUGGCGUGGCGCAGGACACUAUGGCGGAGCAGUAUAGGAGGCAAUAUCAGCAGCAACAGGCUCAAGCCCAAGCUCAGCAACCGGCUGCUCAGCCGACCCAAGUAACUGCUCCCCAGAUGGGCAGCUAUCCUGGACAACGAACUUCACAGUAUGGUGUCUCUGCGUCCGGCUCUUCCCCUACUCCUGCUGCUGCGCCCGCAGGCUACGGACCAGCUUACGGACAGCCUUCAGCAACUAAUUCUUCUGUUAUGGGUCCGCCGGCCAUCUCAGGCAAUAGACCAGUGUCGGGCUACGGACAGCAGCAACAACCUCCUUCUCAGCAGGCUUAUGCCUCUCAAGCGCAAUCUCAGGCUCCACAGGCUUUUAACCAAACUGCCCAGCCUGCAUACAAUCAGUACUCCUCUACCACUCAGCACCAACCUUCGCCAUACCUUCAACAGCAGAACCAGGCGCCUCAACCUAACUAUUCUCAGCGCCCUCCUUCUGUAUACGGACAAAGUAAUGCCUAUGGUGGACGCGGCCCAUCUCCUCAACCUCAGCCACCCGCUAUGCAACCAUCUCAGCAAUCAUAUCAGUCUGGUCAACCAUAUGGUCGUUCACUGAGCCCAUCCCCUGCGAUGGGGCAAGGAUAUGGGUACCAAGCUAGCCCACAACAGCCGCAAGGAUACGUACAACAACACCAACAGCAGAGAACGCCUAGUCCGCAGCCGAACCAGCCCCCGCCUAAUAUGGUCCCUACAGGACAAUGGUCGACUACCGGACUCCCUGUCAUGUUCUAUGUCAAGGCGCUUUAUGACUACAGUGCUCAAACUGCUGCCGAGUUUGAUUUCCAGGCAGGUGAUAUCAUUGCCGUCACUAGCACCCCAGAGGACGGAUGGUGGUCUGGAGAGUUGCUGGAUGAAGCUAGAAGGACGCCUGGAAGGACCGAUUUCCCCAGUAAUUUCGUGACGUUGUUCUAAGCAAUGAUCUAAUGUUAAUUUCUUGAUGAAAUGAUGAUUGCAUAUAUAGCCAGACCUGUUUACGGAGUGUGGCUGUUUAACGUCGUUUUGCGACCGUGGUUAUAGUACGAUAGGAGACAUUACGAGUCCUGUAUUCCUGACACCCAAGUGAAUAAUGUAUACAUGAGUCCACAAUCGAAC